CAUAAAGAUAGAACGAGGGUAGAGCGGCUCACCAUGGCAACCCUGAUGGGGACGUCGCUCUACCCAGAGCAGCCUCUAUGGUGGGCUCUGCUUUAGCAGGUGGGCGGUUUAUGGCCGGAAGCGUGGACGAGAGCCGGUCUCUUCCUUCCGGUUUGCAGCGGAGCUGGGAUUGUGAAUCCCACCUCCCACCCCCCGGGCAGAGAAUGACGUCUGGCUGAUGGAGAUGGUGAGCCAAAGGCAGGUCAGGAAAAUGGGCUGCUCGGGAAGCUCCCCGGAGGCUUAGCAGGAGGAGCAGGGGUCUCCGGGUUGGGCUGCAGGCUGGGCGCGCAUUGUUUGGCUCUUGCUCCUUGCCGCCCUGCGAGGUUGGUGAGGGUUGCGGGGUUGAGGUUGGUCCUGCUUCUCUCGCGCUGUUAAUUCUUCUUUCCUCCGAGGAGUGGGAGAUCCUCAUCCCGCUUCCCCUUUGUCCCCCCACCCAAAUCGCCCUAAGUUGAAGGCAGCCCUGCAUCGCGAAGUUCUCUGUUCUAUGCUGGGUUUUUAUAGCCUGUUAGAAGCCUCCCAGAGUGGCCGGGGCAAUGCAGUUAGAUGGGCGGGGGUGUUGUUGGCAUCUGCCUGUCAUGAAAGAGACAACGGAGUGUGCCUCCGGCGGUGAAUUCGAAACUACCGGGUUAGCAGCACCAAAGUAGCUCCCGGCUGCUCUCUUUCUUGUUGUGACAUCUCCAGAGUGCAAGUGUCGGUCAUGUGUGUGGAGGCCUUGGCUGCCCAUAGGACAAGACUCCGUUCUCAACCUUGCUGGUUUGGUCCGAGGGAAAGCAGAACAAUAUGUUUGGCACUAGCUUGGCUGCAGGAGUUGCCCGGAAGGAGGCAUAAAAGGUGCCAUGCAACCUCCUUAGAGACUCCACUCUGGAUUUGUGUAGGAUUUUCUCUUUAGCCUUUUCUUCUGAAGAUAACCCACAAGGCAGUGGAGGUUUAGGACCAGAGUUUUCCUUCUCCUACAUGGGCUCCCUUCCCAGGUUGACAAGCCCCAUCUCCCUCUCACUUCCCUCUACAGCACGUAUGGAAACCACCCUCUUGACCGUUGGACUCACUAUUGGUCUCAUCCGUUCAACCCGUCAGAGCCUGUCUUUGCAUGCAGGGGAAGUCCCUAACUUACCAAGGGUUUGAGACCCAUUGGCUACCCUCACCUGGAUUAGCUGACCAGUUAAGCCAUUCCCAGGGAGUAGGGACUGUCUUGUGCUGACAGCUUCUAGGAGUCAUGUUUGAGAACUAGGUACAGGGAGCACAAUGUAUCCCCCACCAGAGGUGCUACCCUUUCCCUAGCACCCCAUACCCCCCUGGGUACUGCCCAGGAUUUUUUGUGCUAUGAGAGAGGGAGGGAAACUUUUUUUCUCUCCGUACCAUGUAUAAUUUCACUCAUGUCAUUGAUGUGAUAGAAGGCGGCUUCAGAGGAAUGAGAAUCUCCCUCCAUGCCCUUCUUCUUAACAGGGGCUUAUGAUUUUCAAAGAGGUGGCCGUGCGUUUCACCGAGGAGGAAUGGGUUCUGCUAGAUCCAGGCCAAAGGGCUCUCUACUGGGAAGUCAUGGCAGAGAACUAUGGGAUGGUAGCCUCCCUGGGUAAGUAUCUGUCAAGGUGUGCUAACCCUAAUGUUCCUAUUGCUUAAGACCCCCUCUAGCUGGUUCCCAUUCCUAGGAUCUCCAGCUUCCUUCCAUGUCACAUCCUACGUACACACCUCAAACCAAUACUUCUUUACACAAACUGUGGAGCUUGCAAGAGGCAGUAAUAGCCAUGAACUUGGAUGACUUUAAAAGAGGAUGAGAUCAGUUCCUGGAGGAUAAGACUACAUUGUCUUACUUCUGUAUUCCAGCUGCUGGAAACUGCAGGAGGGAAGAGUGCAGCUACACUUAGGUCCUGCUUGCAGGCUUCCCAUGGGCAUCUGUUGGCCACUGUGAGAACAGGAUGCUAGACUAGAUGGGCCACUCUGUACUUUUGCAUCUCAGCCAGGAACUCAAGGAUGUCAACAAGGCCAGGUUGAGCUUGUGGUUUUCCAUAUCAAGUGUCAAGAUAACACUCAGCCUUAGCAUUCUCCAGCCAUUCUCGUUAUAUUGAUUCUCGUCACUAGUUCAUCAGAAUGGCUUUUCUUGGGCGGUUCUUGGAGACUUUAAUUCUCUCUUCAAUGGCCAAAUGCAAGGUGGGCAUCUGUCGCACCUGACCAAAGAAGCCUGAUAGAUCUGAUUAGUGGACUACCCUCUCAGCCCUCAAGCUUUCCCUCCUAACCUGAGUAAGAUAAAUGAAAAUGUAUGCAUCUGUGCUAGGGUGGGGGAAUCUUUUUCCUAUGAAAGUUUGUUCACCAUAGGAAAAGCCAGUGUGGGGCACAGCCAACGGUGGGCAGAGUUGCAGGACUGCAGAAGGCUCUGUGCCAUCCCUUCUGUCUGGCCCCAUAUGCACUAUACAGUACAGUAUCCUGCCACUUGAAACAGCCAUGGCUUCCCCCACAGAGUUCCCAAGAAAUGUGAUUUUGAAGGGUUCUGAGAGUUGUUAGGAGACACCUGUUCCUUUCACAGCUGCAAUUCUGAGAGUUCCCUGGGAAGAAGAAUUGACUGUAAAACCACACUGGGAAAAUGGAAAAAACCAGAGUGGUCAGACAUGAUCCAUAGAGAGUGAGAGACGGGGAUAUAUUGGGCUAAGAGUGUGUAGAUAUGUGUGUGUGUGUGUAUAGUUGUACCUUGGAAAUCGAACACCUUGACUCCUGAACAAAUCGGCUCCCGAACUAUUGAAACCCAGAAGUGAUUGUUUUGGUUUUCGAACAUUCUUUUGGAAGCCAAACAUCCAAUGUGGCUUCUGCAGCUUCCGAUUGGCUGCAGGAGCUUCCUGCAGCCAAUCAGAAGCCGCGCUUUGGUUUCCGAACACUUUGGAAGUCGAAUGGACUUCCGGAACGUAUUUCAUUCGACUUCCAAGGUACGACUGUACUAGCCCUCAAGAGUCUGGGCUCACUUUCCUCAGUGAAGUUAUUCUAUGAUGGGUGGGGAGGGUAGUAUUGCCCAAAUUAGUGAACCAUCCAAUGGAAGCCAAAUGUUGGAAGGUUCAGGAGAGGCAAAAGGAGCACAAAAGGAGCUUAGAUUUCUUUAAAAGUUGGUUAGACAAAGUCAUGUAAGACAAGGCUAUCAAUAUCUGCCAGCUAGGCUGGCUACGUUCCACCUCUACUGGAAAGGUGGAUUUAGGGGCGCUGCAGCUAUGAUGUAGAAUGGAAGGCUAGGGGGCCACCGAUUUUGGGUGUUGCACAGGGCUCCACUGAAAUUUGAGACCCCAGUGUCUGCCACGGUUAGAGGCAGGAUGCCUCUGAAUGCCAGUUGCUGGCAGUCAUAAGUGAGGACAGCAAUAUUGCACUCAGAAGGUUGUUGUGAGAACAGAAUGUUGGAACUAGAUGGACCAUUGGCCUGAUCCAGAUGCCAGGCUCUUACGCUCUCUUUUUUCCCCAGUCCAGGAGCUGCAGCCAGGAAUGAAUGUGGAAGCAUGGGAGUUGGCAGCAGCCCAUGAACCCAGGGAGAAAAUGGAAAGAGGAGAAAAUGAGACUCCUGCAGUCCAACUUGGGACUGAGAGACAGUUUCUGUAUGGGGCAAGUCUGCUGCAGGCCAAACAGACUCCCGCUUCUAGGUCCCAGCUGGAAUGGGAAGACCAGUUCCUGAAUUUCCUGAAGACAGCAGCAUCCUCUCCCUCUGGGCUUCCCUGCCCCCAGUCCUCGUUGGUGUCUGAUAUAAGGGAAUCCCAGGCUUCUUUGAAGGGGGUCGUGAACCACAGCCAUGGGCAUAGUGGAGAAGGCGUUGAUCACACCCUGCCAGGCCUUGGCUGUGAAACUCCAGGAAGCCCGAAGUAUUUUGUGAAAGUGAAAGAAGAGGUUUUGUCUGAGGAGGAGAGUACUGGUGUGGAGAUGCAAGGGAGGCCGGAAGAAAAAGUGAGAUGAUCUCUAAACUCCUGUUUUGUCUGAGCAGAGAUGAGGAGAAUCUGUGGUCCUCCAGAUAUUGCUGAACUACAUUUCUAAUCAUCCUUUACUCUUCCACUCUGUUUGUAUAUUAAAGAAGGAUGGAGAGAGAACCCAAUCCCGGGUCCUCCUGCUUCCACUGGUGGUGCGAUCAUGUGGAGGGCAGUCGAGGGCUUUGUUUGGAUUGGGGUGGGCGAUGGCAGAGAACAGGGCUUCCCUUGUCUUGUGGCACACACCACAUGAAAUUACUAAUAUAAUUAUUUCAUUCUCUAUCCCACGCUUCGUCUUGAAGACACCCAGAGUGGAAAACACAUCAAUUAUAACGGGGAGAAAAAGGAUUCUAAAAGCAAUUUAAAACAUUCUAAAAACAUAGAUCUCAUUGUGUGCCAUUUCAGCCACCGAAGGCAUGGGUAAAUAUCUUUUUUUUUUUUUAAUGAUAUUUAUUCCAGAUUUAAAGUUACAAAAAAGAAAAAGAAAAACCAUACAAAAUACAAAAAAAAAAAAACUUUAGCCAUAACAAAGCAAGAAAAAAAACAAGUAAAGAAGAACAAUAAGAUAGAAUAAAAAAGAAAACUUGACAAAAAAUAUAAAAAUACAUUGAGUUAAAGUAAAACAAAAACAGAUUAAACCUUUACAUAGCCUUUUCCCUUUACUUAUUUCCAUGACCUCCUCUCACCUCCCAGUUUUGUAUUCUAGUUCAGAUCGUGUUUCCAGCAAAUCCUUCUAACCUUAUUUUCAUUUACGUAUUUUAAAAUUAAAAUUAUAUGAUUAAACCUCCUCUAAUUCAUCAAUUUCAUCAACUCAUUUUUGCUUAGUCCAUUAUGUCAUAUCUGCCAGAACGACCUAAUAUUCUUUUUCCAACUUCCUUCUAGCAGGCAUGGGUAAAUAUCAGUGUUUUAAAAGAAAAUUCCUGAAAGUCAAUAACGAGGGAGACAAAUGCACCUCGCUAGGUCCACAAAUAGGGAACCACCACUAUAAAGGCUCCAUCAUGGCUCAGCGCCAACCAGUGGUGUUUGGUGACACCCCCACCAAGGCUUCACCUGCCACUCAUAGUGUCAGAGAUGAUUGAUGUUGGAGAAGACCCUCUUUUGGGUACUAUGCUUCGUACUGAGUUGCACUCCUCUUUCUCUUUUAGGCAUUGAGGCCUACAGGAGACGAUAAUCCCUCCUUGCUGGAGCAGGAUCUGACAGACUCGGUGAAGAUGCGAGAGGACGAUCUCUUGGGUAAGGGUUGUCGGGGCGACUCCAGGGAUGCUACCAGGCUGUUAUUUGAAGUAGUUCCUUUCUUUAAAAAAACCACAUAGCUUUAUGUUACGUUUUAAGAGUAUCGGAAAAGCCCUGCUGGAUCAAAGCCUUAUCUAAGCCUGGCAUCCUGUUUCCUGGAAUGGCCAAGCAGAGGCCUGUCUGGAAGCACCAGGUCCAUAGUCCUUCCCUGUUGUUGCUCCCCCACCUGCUGCUACACUGUCCCUGAACAUGGAGGCUCCAUAUAGCGGUUUUUGGUAACCAUCCUUCCCUCCAUUAAUUUAUCUGAUGGCCUUUAUAGUCAUUAAACCGAUUGCUAUUGCCACAUCUUCUGACAGCAAAUUCCACAAAUUGGUUGCUAGAAUGCUAUUCUAUAAAUAUUAAUAAAUGUUUUCCAAAUAAGAGUCCACGCAUAGCCAGAAGAACAAUACCCUGCCAUCUGUGGAGAGGAUAUGUAGCAAGCGCACCCUCUUCCUAACUGGCAGUCAAGGAAUUGUUACGAGGAGGAAAUGAUAAAAUAAAUUUAAAAAUUGUCCAUUAGCACCUUAGAGACCAACUAAGUUUGUUCUGGGUAUAAGCUUUCGUGUGCAUGUACACUUCUUCAGAUACCAUAAAUAUCAUAAUAGAUAUUUAUUGUAAUGCCCAGAAUAACUAAUAUGUACUCUGGUAGGGGUUUUUUAGGGGACGCGAAUGGCGCUGUGGGUAAAACCUCAGUGCCUAGGACUUGCCGAUCGUAAGGUCGGCGGUUCGAAUCCCCGCGGCGGGGUGAGCUCCCGUCGUUCGGUCCCAGCUCCUGUCAACCUAGCAGUUUGAAAGCACCCCUAAGUGCAAGUAGAUAAAUAGGGACCGCUUUAUAGCGGGAAGGUAAACGGCGUUUCCGUGUGCUGCGCUGGUGCCGGCUCGCCAGAUGCAGCUUCGUCACGCUGGCCACGUGACCCGGAAGUGUCUUCAGACAGCGCCGGCUCCCGGCCUCUUGAGCGAGAUGAGCACGCAACCCUAGAGUCGGUCACGACUGGCCUUCGGGCAGGGGUACCUUUACCUUUACCUUUAGGGGUUUUUUAAAUUGUUAUUGUUGUUUUGUGUAAAUAGUUUUUCUCCUAUGUUACUGAAACUUAAUACAAACCACUUUGGGGAAGAGCCAUUGUAACUCAGUGGGAGACGAGAAGGAGGCCAAGCGAGCAUCUGUUGGCUCUGCCUGUCAUUGGCUCUGGUUUCGCCUACCAUUGUGGGGCAGGAGAGAAGAAGAGGGGAGGCAAUACCCACUCCAGGGAAUUGUGGGAAAAUUAAGAGGCCAGGGAUCUCUUCCUUUGCUGGGACUUCUGCUUCUUUCCAUUUCGAGGCGAGUAACAUUCUUGCCACUGUAGUAGCAUACAUGAAUAAGUUUCUAUACAAUUUAGGUAGUUCUGUCCCUAUAAUUCCCAAAAGAAAAGCUUCUGGUUGUUUGUUUUUUUACAAACAUUAUUUUAAACAUCCUUUUCAAUUCAUUAUAUAUCAUUUCCCAGUAAGCUUUUUAACCUUACCACAAGGACCACAGUUUCCUUACCCCUGAUCUUACCAACUGAACAGCUGAACACUAUUUUAAAUUAUUAUUAUUUUUCAAAAAUUGAAGGCUCCUUCCCAUUCUCUCCUUCUCAUGUCAUUUCUCUUGUUUGUUUCAGGAAACGGCAAUGGAGUGCUCAAGUCUGAGAAGACCUUUUGGCAAGGAACACCUAAGCGAAUGAGUCGCAGUAGGACAUCCCUGGAAAUCGCCAUGGGGGAAUGUUUUUGGGGUCCCAAAGUAGAGGAGACUCCUGAGACUGGGCAGCAUGUUGACAGCUUCCAAGAGAUCAAGCCUAACCUAGCUCUGCUUUGUGGGGAAGAUGCUAAAAAUGCACCCAGGAGGACCUUCCCUGAGAACCUCCUGAGCACUGAGGGGAGGAAGGGAGGCCAAGAGAAUGGGACCAGCCUCCAUCGGAACGCUCCCCUUCCGGAAGACCAGACAAUGCCACCGGAAGCAGAGAAAGUGUAUAAGUGCUCCUAUUGUGGGAAGUCUUUCGGCGAUAGUUUGGACUUGGUUGCCCACGAGCGGACCCACAUUGGCGAGAAGAUCUACAAGUGUCCGCAAUGCGAGAAACGGUUCUCUCACCGGAUCGACCUCCUGACGCACAAGAAGAACCACAAGGGAGAGAACCCGCACCGGUGUGAUUUGGACUGCGUGAAGUGCUUCGAGCAGCGAGCUUUCCUGAUGGGGCACCAGAUUGCCCACUCCGGGGAGAAAGCCUGCCGGUGCUCCGUGUGCGGGGAGAGCUUCAGCUGGAAGUCCAACCUCAUCAGGCAUCGGAGGACCCACACGGGAGAGAAGCCCUAUCACUGCGCUGAGUGCGGGAAAAGCUACACGCGUAAUACCGCCCUGAAUAGACACAAGAAGGUUCAUGGUGGGGAGAGACCCUGUGACAGCAGUGCUCCGAGCAUAGGGCCAGCUUCAGUGUGGGUUCUCCUGGUGUAAGAGUUGGCAGAAGAGGUGACCCAACUUUGGUUUGCCCUUAGCCAGCCCCUACCUCACCUGCCCUCAACUGGCCACCAAUCUGGGGAGUGGCCCAGCCGGUAGGCUGCCUCCAUCGUCUUAGGAUGUCCCUUGUAGAGUUCAGCAGGAAGGAAGAGGGGAGAACUAGCAUUCUAGUUGGAUCUGCCUGUCAUUGACUCUCUGGCACCACCUACUGUUGGGCUCCCCGCCUUCCGCCCCAUUAUUGCCAGUGGAAUCAAGCCACCGCCGAUAGAGAGAGAAAACACGGAAGUGGUUCACAACUGUGGCAAGCGUCCUCUGGAUUCCACAUGGGUUGACGAAUCGCUGAACAUUUUUCGUGGAUGGGAGAGUUUUCUGGGCAGCGUUUUUAAAAACCACAUACCAGCAGAGGAGCAGUGGUAAGUGGUCCUGAGCGCAUAGCCUGCCUUAUGCCCGUGGCUGGGUGUGAUGAGAGACCAGCCUGCACCUUUUCAAACUGAAGAUGCAGGACCUGCCAUUUUUAAUUUCCCAGAUUCAUUUUAAUUUUUUUUAAAUGAGAACACUCUGGGCAAGUAAAAAUCUAGCACUUCAGGAAGAAUGGUUCUAGCCCAGCUUGCUCCCUGAUGCACUAGGUUUCUAUGUGCAGGGCCUUUUUAACAUGGAGGAACAUUUUGAAAAAUGUUAUUUUCUUGCUACAGUCGGCAGCAGUACAAUGCACUCUAUGCUGCCUAUAGACUCUGCCACCUUAUAUUGUAGCCUUAUAGGAGUUCAUCAAUUGGGUCUGCGUUGCUCUGGGACAGGAGGAAGGAAGUCAAAUGACACCGAGGUUGGUUCAAAGAAAGAGUUUAUUCUGCUCUCCGGAUAGCAGAAGGCACUUGCGUGAUCAAGUCCACAGCAAGUCCAAAGAAAGUUUCAUGCAGUAUAUAUAUCCUCCAGGCACCCUCUCCCUCCUUCCCAUAUGAAUCCAACCACGUCAGCCUAUGUACACAGGUUGACAUCACAUAUGUUCUUGCUCUGGUAUUCUUAACCAUAAAAGGAAAUUCCUUCCUGUACUUCUGACCAUAAAAGGAUCUUCCUCUUCCUACUCUUACCGGGGAGGAAGAGGUUGUCAUCUCUGAGAACACGCUUUGGGCUUGUUCCGGACUUAGGUCUGUGCGUCUUUUGUGGUCAGCACAUAAGAUAAGGUACAAAUGUGUCUUUUCUGUUCUACUGAUGCAGUCAGGGUCAUCCCUGCCGUCACAAGCUGAUAAUGGAGAGGGCUCUGAGCACGGCCGGGUUUCUGUUUAUACAUUGACUCAGAGCUCAAGUUAAUGGAUUUUAGCUAAGGAAAAAUAGGGAUUUUGGUGCAGUUUCAAACUGCCUUCACAGUCAGUUUUGGGUUUGGGAAACCCAUUCCUUCAAUAUGAUUGUAUACAAGCAACUCUCCGUUUGUGUGGGAGUUGCGUUCCUGGUCCCCAUGUGCAUCAGUGGGAUGUGUGUAAGUCUGCUCUGCCCCCAUUCCAUCCCCUUUUCAGUGCUGAAAACUGCUUGUAUGUCAGUGGUCACACAUGUGCCGAUCACACGCAAAUGGGGAGUUGCCUAUAUAUAAGGCCAGGUACCCAAACUAAAGUUUCAGAGUUUAGGCUUAUGAAAAUGGCUUUCCCUCUUCUGCACCACUUUUGGUUCACAUCCAAAAAGCCACACUUGGAAUAAUAUUGUAGGGAUGCUCUCCUUUCUAGAAGGCUUCAGGGAGUGCAGUGUGUUGAGCGAAGGGAGGAAAACACUACUAUUAUUUCAUUUUUAAAGAAGUGGCAAGAUCUUGGAGACUAGAGUGCGGAUUAUGAACAGGGCAGGCAUCUCAACAAAAGUUGUGUUGCAGCCCCUCCCACGAUCAUAGCUUCUAUCAGAAGUAUUGGAGCAGGGAUUGGGAACCUCUUUGCCUUCUGGAUACAGUCAGACGACCAGCUCCUAUCAUCCUUGACCAUUAGUUAUCCUGGCUGGCUGGGGCUAAUGGGAGUUGGAGGGGCCACACAUUCCGUACCCCUGCUGCUCUUAUGAGACAGUGUGAAUGUGGAUAGGCCUUCCAAGACUCCUCUAGCACACUAGUUCCCCAGAGAAUCUGGUGCAGUUUUCCAUAAGGGUUGUUACUUGGCUCAAGGCUUUUUCACCUUUAUAAACUUUGCACUAGGAAGAUAGUGCCACGUGGGCUUUUGUUUUGGGGUGAUGUGUGAAAUUUGAAAAGAAAACAGCUCUUUCAUAAGGGUAGAUGCUCAAGAAUUUGUUCUCCUUUAGAACAAUGCUGCCAAUGUACCUUGGUUUUCAAACGCCUUGGGAGUCGAACGUUUUGGCUCCCGAUGAUUGAAAACUGGAAGUGAUUGUUCCGGUUUUUGAACGUUCUUUGGAACCCGAACGUCCAAUGCGGCUUCCGCAGAUUCCGCCUGCAGCCAAUCAGAAGCUGUGCCUUGGUUCCCGAACAUUUUGGAAGUCGAAUGGACUUCCGGGACGUAUUCCAUUCGACUUCCAAGGUACCACUGUAUGAGAAUUCGAAAAACUCCUCUCCAUUAAUUAAGUUUUCAUUAGGUUUUCCAUUAAUACAUAUGGCAGGGAAGGAAAGCUCAUUUCUUCGUUUGGGUAUCCCAUUGUGUGUAGCUCUUUGGUUAGGCAGGAGAGAGAAGUCUGUGGCCCUCAAGAUGUUGCUGGACUUCAACUCCCAUCACCCCCAGCCACGAUGGCUAAUGGUCAGGGAUGAUGGGAGUUGUAGUUCAGCAGCACCUGGAGAACCACAGGUUCUGUAUCCUUCCUUUAGCAAGAUCUCCAUUAUUUUCCAAGAAGGAAAAGUGCUUCUCCUGUACUUAAAAAAAUUUUUUUUUGAAUAUGCUGCAUAAAAAACAUGUACAGUGGUAUCUCCGGUUGUGAACGGGAUCUGUUCCAGGGGUCUGGCUGCAUCCCAAGGAAUUCGCAACCAGAAGAUUGCUUCUGUGCAUGCGCACGGCAUGUAGAGUGAUUUUGCGCAUGCAUGCGCAGCGGAACCCGGAAAAAUACUUCUGGGUUUGCUCGGUUCGCAUCCCAAAGUUUAUGUAUCCAGAGGGAUACGUAAGCAGAAGUACGACUGUACAGUAUAAAGUUUUUGGGUGGCAUGGCUACCUGGGUCACGAUAAAAUAAAAGCACAUAGAGGAUUCACUAAUCAUUUGGUGAGAAAGGCCCUAUUCGAAGUCUGGGAAAGAAAUAAAACAAUAGUAACAGCCAAAACUCCCUGGUGUCUAUCACCUAUAGAGUCAUCAGCCUUGCAUAGAAGCAAUAUGAAAGAUAGCUGGCAAACAUAUAGGGAAUUCGUAGAAGAGAUAAAAGAUUGGCCAACAGUAAAGAAAUUUGAAGAAUUAAAAGAGAGGGGGUGAAUUGGUUAGAAUAUUUCCAAUUAAAAACAAUAUUUGAGAAGGCUAGUAAGCUUAAGGGGUUUGAUAAAAAAAUCUCGGUAUGGGAAAAAGAAAUUUUAUAUAACAACCAACAGACUCUUUCAAAAAUAUAUAAACUGUUACAAAAUGGGAAAGUAGAAAAGGAGGAAAAAGGAGAUGCUAUUAAAAAAUGGGAACAAGAUCUGGGACACCCAAUUGAAUAUAAUGAAUGGGAAAGACUAUGGACAAAAAAUAUAAAUUUUACAGCAUGUUACCUAAUAAGAGAGAACUAUAUGAAAAUGUAUCACAGGUGGUACCUGGCACCAGAAAGGCUUGCAAAAAUGAAUAAAACAUACAAUAAUAAGUGCUGGAGAUGCAAGAUACAAAAAGGAACCUUCUACCAUAUGUGGUGGACAUGCCCCGAAAUUGGGAAAUUUUGGAGCAUGAUCCACGAAGAAAUAAAGAAAAUGUUAAGAAUAUCAUAUAGUAAAAGGCCAGAGGCAUUCCUUUUAGGAAUUUUAAAUGAUGAUAUUCCAAAAGACAAAACUAUUUUUUUCUUAUACGCAACGUCUGCAGCAAGAAUCCUGGUGGCUAAGUAUUGGAAAGGGAAUCAUUUACCCACUAGGGGAGAGUGGCUAUGUAAGCUCUCAGAAUACCUAGAAUUAGCUAAAUUGACAGAUAUAAUAAGACAAAAACCAAAAAGUGAAGUAAAAAAAGAAUGGGAGUGCCUAAAUGAAUACCUCAAAAGUCAAGGUUCGAGGGCAGAAAUCUGGCUGAGUCUGGAAUAACCUUGUGAAGUGAAAGGAUAUGAAAGAAGGAUUUAUAUCUAGAUGUUAGGAUAGAGAGAAUAAAGAAAACAGGAAGACAGGAAGACACAAUGAGAGAUAAAGGAGGUGCUGUGGGAUUGGUGGAAGUCAAUGUCUUGUUGUUAUUUUAGUGUUUAUAAUAUUAACUUGUAUGGAUUUGUUUGUUUUUGUUGUUUUCGAAUGUUGAUUUUUAUGUGUUGUGUAUUGUUAUUUUUUGAUAUCUUUCGUGUUGUUGUUGUGUGGAAAAUACUAAUAAAAUUCAUUUAUUUUUUUAAACUUACUAAGAGCUGAUGGGUGAAAUUAGCUGGGAGUGUGAAUGAGUAAUAAAUUUUGUAUAUAAUG
This is a messenger RNA of Podarcis lilfordi (Lilford's wall lizard), 12215 nucleotides long. The record is from the annotation of a GenBank genome assembly. Lineage: Eukaryota; Metazoa; Chordata; Lepidosauria; Squamata; Lacertidae.